Messenger RNA from Suillus clintonianus, 432 nucleotides. RefSeq lists its product as uncharacterized. The coding region runs from base 1 to 432 and encodes 143 amino acids. The transcript has a single exon. Lineage: Eukaryota; Fungi; Basidiomycota; Agaricomycetes; Boletales; Suillaceae. The record is from RefSeq and is a predicted model, not a curated record.
AUGAAGCCACAGAGCUCUGUGAGCUCGAAGAAGAAGAAGAAGAAGAAGCAUUCAGUAACGGACAUGAAGGGUCAUCUCAGCAUGCUCAAUGGUGAGAUCCAGAGCAUGCAUAGUGACAUGUCCGAGCGCCGGGAAUCGAAGAACGAACGUUACACCAUGAAGAUGAAUUACCAAUCCCAGAAGAACGAAUACCAGUUCCGCUGCAAGUCCCGUUUGCACGAUGUCCUUGCCACAACUGCCACACACCAACGCGAGCAGGAGGCCAAGGACAAGGAAAUCCUUUGCCUUCAGGCUGCAGCUGCCUUGCAGGAGAGGGAGGCAGAGACCUGGCACCUCAAGAUACUGUAUGAGACUAUGAGGCUUCAUGCUGGGGGUGGAGAUGUUCCUGGUCCCUCAUCAUCAUCAUCAUCAUCAUCAUCAUCAUCAUCCUGA